AUGCUAGCUCUUCUGGACUUUUACAGAGAUGACAUGCCACAGCCAGACAUGUUCGUACAAGAGGUCCAGCUCUGGAAACAGACCUGGAGGAACACGGAAAACAAGCCGUCGACUAUUGUCGAAACAUUGACCGAAACAUGCCAACAUAUGUAUCCCAACAUAUCGAAAGUGCUUACACUGUUGCUUUUAACUUCUGUGACAUCAGCAGGAGUGGAACGGUCCAACUCGUCAUGGAAAUUCAUCAAGAACCCGCACAGGAGUACCAUGGGCCAGAGCCGGUUCAACGCUCUCAUGCUACUCUUCAUUCAUAGGGACAUAAAAUUGGAUAUUGAGGAAAUUGUGAACAUCUACGCCAGGAAAUAUCCUAGGCGCAUGCUACUGAUAGAUCCAUUGUGCGAAUAG
Mya arenaria is the source of this 402-nucleotide messenger RNA. RefSeq names its product 52 kDa repressor of the inhibitor of the protein kinase-like. The transcript has a single exon. Gene Ontology annotation, molecular function: protein dimerization activity. The record is from RefSeq and is a predicted model, not a curated record. The coding region runs from base 1 to 402 and encodes 133 amino acids. NCBI's taxonomy places the organism in Eukaryota, Metazoa, Mollusca, Bivalvia, Myida, Myidae.